Molecule: messenger RNA, 1504 nt
Organism: Zychaea mexicana
Lineage: Eukaryota; Fungi; Mucoromycota; Mucoromycetes; Mucorales; Lichtheimiaceae
Exons: 5
Coding region: 277-1392 (371 amino acids)
Source: RefSeq, a predicted model, not a curated record
CGGCAACAUAUAAUUAACGUAUUGGUAGAAUAAUCCUUCUAUUUUCAGUCAAGUCAAUUCGUGUUAGAUGUAUGUACUACCAAUUCAUACAUGUAUAGAGUCACGAUUCCAUGCCCUUUUUAAAAAAGUAGAAUGGAUAGCCAUAAAGCCAGUAGCGAUUGUUGAACAAACAUCUUUCUUGUUUUUCUACCGUUUCUUUCUCUUCUUCUUCUUCCUUUCAAUUGUGGGUUGCAGUUGUUUUUAUUUUUCUCCCUUUUUCUUCUUUGAAUAACAACAAUGUCAACUGUGUCUGGAGAACAGCACGAGCAAGAUAGGAUAUCACGACAACGACAUGAACAAGAGGGCGUUGAUGACAAUGAUCACCGACAUCAACACCGAGAGCGACGUUCAUCAAUAACAUCGAUCACCAACAAUACAGCUCCGCCACCAACUUACCAUUACAGCCAAGGAGGGGUACGUUAUUACGAUGACGAUGGGAUGAGCUAUAGUGGCUCAGAAGACCGGUUCUCAUUUUCAUCCAAUGGAUCCGCCAAUUCCUCGACACGAAGACCAGGAGAAAAACUACCGAAGACCCGAGAAAAAUACAGCUCGAGUAGUUUUGUUCAGACAACAUUCUUCCCUAUUAUAAACAUGAUUGUGACCGUCGCUUUGAUCGGUGUUAUGAUUAUGGUGUAUAUUCGUGCCAAUGGCCAAACGAUUGGCACCACACAAGCUGGUAUGGCUUACCCCACUGUAAUGGCACUUGUCGUAACCAUUCUUGUCACAUUCAUCAGUGGAGGAAUUGGAUAUGCUGUUUCUGAAUACAAGUGGCUGCGUUUUCAGAAACAGGAAAGUCAGUUGAGCCUAAUGGAUGUAUAUGAUUCAUGUUCACGCGGUAUAGGCGGUGUUUUACGAGUGAUUUUAUUUUUAAAGUUCGAUAGCGUAAUUAUUGCAACAAUCAUAUUCUCGCUCGGUCUAUUAGCGAUUCCACCUGCUGCACAGCAAGUUUUGCAUUCACACACACCGACUCCAACCCAAAUCUGCGAAGAAGAUAGUUAUUACUAUCCUCUUGCAAAUUCAAUUGAAUCCGGCGAGCAGACCACCUAUCAAUAUCGCUCAAACGAUCCACGUUCUAUCAAAGGACUUAUGCAACACAGUGAAAUUCAAUUCUAUAUGAAACAGUACAUGCUGAAUGUGUCAGUGCAAGCCUCACUCUCAUGCGCUCCGGAUGCUAUCAACUGCACGUUUCCCUUUCUGACAACGCCACAUGUUACCAUGGAGUGUGAGCCAGGCAGUUGGGACACACAAAUAGUUGACCGAAUUUCCACACAUGUAUUAUGCUGGAUCAAUGUACAACCGCACCUAUUACGAUCUCAACAACAUUACCGAUUUUCCGUAUCAAGCCAGCGAUAAUUAUACGAUGGACUUUUUACCCGAAGUGCGCAACCAGAUUGGUGACCAGACGUUUGUCCUUUUGACCGAUAGAGGAGGUGUUGUCCGUCGCAUUGGUGGCGAUUAUCCCGAU